Alosa alosa (allis shad) is the source of this 2043-nucleotide messenger RNA. RefSeq names its product BPI fold containing family C, like (gene bpifcl). Gene Ontology annotation, molecular function: lipid binding. The coding region runs from base 223 to 1641 and encodes 472 amino acids. The record is from RefSeq and is a predicted model, not a curated record. The transcript has 16 exons. NCBI's taxonomy places the organism in Eukaryota, Metazoa, Chordata, Actinopteri, Clupeiformes, Clupeidae.
UUUGUUUAAUCACCUGAAACACUAAUGGAUAACAUUGAUAGUGUGAGUGAUAAACACUUUAGACAAAAUAGUGUGUGUUUAUAAACAUCAAGCUCCAAUACAGAAUGAGGAAGUGUGAAUGUACAAAAUCCCCUGGAGAAGACAUUUCCCAUUCUCACAGAGAAGAAACACCACUCAGAGAGCAGACUAAACGGACGCAAGGGAAAUAGCAUCAGAGCAGAUAUGAGGUGGUUUCUGCUACUGCUGCUGGGCACCCAGACUUCUCAAGCCUGUCCUGGAGUCAAAAUGGUGGUUUCAUCCAAGGGACUUGACUAUGUGACAGAUUUGGUUACAGGCUGGGUACAGGAAAAGCUACUCACGGCAGACCUCCCAGUAGUUAGUGGAUCGAUCAUCGGUGUUAGCUAUGCCCUUUAUGAUAUGAAGGUGGUUAAGGUAGAUAUGCCACAGCCAAGUGUCAACUUUGAGGAGGAUACUGGCCUCCGGGUGGAGUUCAGUGGCCUGGCUAUAGCUGUAGCAGGGAGCUGGAGAACUUCCUUUGGAAUCUUUAAGGACGGAGGGGCAUUUGAACUGGCAUUGUUUAAUACCGAUACAUCCUCUCUGCUACAGCUGGGGAGAGACAACCAAGCACGUCUCUCUGUCGAGUGCCUGACAUGUGAUGCACAAAUCGGCAGUGUAGACGUGAGCUUUCAUGGAGGAGCCAGCUUCUUCAUCCAAGCCUUUGUGGAUCUCUUUCCUGGCCACAUUAAGGGAAUAAUUCAAGGAAAUAUCUGCCCUGUUGUGGAGGACCAAGUUAAAAACCUUGAAGAAAUUCUAGCAGCCAUGCAUGUCGACUACCAUGUUGAUCCAAGCCUGAUCUUUAGAGUUCCUCUCACAAAUGCUCCAGUUGUAAAAACCUCUGGCAUAGAAGUGGACUUAAAGGGUGUUUUUUACAGUGAGACGCACCCAAAAGAACCUCCAUUCCCACCUGAGGUCUUCCAGCUCCCAUGGAAAGCAGAUUACAUGAUCUCCUUGGGCAUCUCCCAGUACAGUCUCAACACCUAUGCCUACGCUUGCCUCACCGCAGGUCUCUUCCAAAUCAACGUUACCGACAGCAUGAUUCCACCAUCGUCUCCUAUACGACUCAAUACCAGCUCAUUUGGAAUACUCAUCCCACAGCUGCCCAAGAUGUUCCCCAACAUGCUGAUGGAGCUCCAGGUGUUUGCUGAUGAGACACCAGCUGUUUCCCUCCAUAUGGACUCCUUCUCUCUGGUCCUGUCUGUAGCAGUUAAAGCCUAUGCCAUUGACAACACCACCGCCCGCCGACCCCUGUUCAGACUCAAUCUGAAAAUUCAAUUCAACGGCAAACUGAACAUUGGCAAUGUUACGCUUAUGGGACAAAUGCAAUUGGAGAACUUGACCUUAUCACUGGCAUCAAGUGAGAUUGGAACUUUCCAGACUAAAACCUUGGAGAGUACUGCAAGCUGGGCCGUUAAGACUGUUUUUCUUCCAAAGCUAAAUGCCAUGCUUCAAAAGGGGUUUCCUCUUCCUGUGAUGAAAGGUGUGACAUUGGCGGGUCCAGUUUUGCAGGUGAAGCAGGGUUUCUUGGCUGUGUUUAGUGAUGUGCAGAUCAAGUAUCCAUUACGCACCCAGGAAGAAUUUUGAGGAGAACCACAAGAGCAUUUGGUUCAGAAGAUUAUUCCUUUAUCAACAUCAAUGCAGAGUGGUGACAAGACUGUCUUGGACAAUUCCCAAUCAAUACGCUUCAAUUCCUUCCAACUAAACAUCUAUAUAUUGAACUCAAAAGAUAAUUUAAAGAUCAGAAAAUUCAAAAUGUUAUGCAUGACUAUACAAUCAAACAUCAAUGUCACAUUGUUUAGUCCAAGAAACUCCCAUUGGUUACAUUUAGGCCUAUGAUUGAGUUCAGUGGUGGUGUCAGUGGUUGAGGAAUAGCCAAAGGGAGUGUGGGGGAGGGGAGAUUUGUUCCCAAAAAUGGUUUCGUCCUCACGUUUGAUAAACAUGUCUUUUAUGAAGCUUUAAAUAAAUGGGAUUUUUUUCUAUUUCCAA